CCUGCUCCUUCCUCCUCAUCCCGCGGCAGCGCGGGCGGCCAUGGCGCGGCGCGGCCGGCGGCGGCGGCGGGGGGCGGCGGCGGCGGGGACCCGCGGCAAGAAACAGGUACCCAAGGAUGUGGCCAACAUUUUUAAUGCCCCCAGUGACAGUGAAGAUUUUCCAGGAUUCCAGGAAGAUGAUGCUUCCAAACAGAGUUUCUUCUCAGAGAACAACUGUGCUAGUUUUGAUUUCCCAGAGUCUGGAAAAGAGGGGCUCCGGUUUCAGUCCAGAUACCUCACUGAAGAGCUGCGGAGGAUUUUCACUGAGGACACUGACUCUGAAACAGAAGUGUUUGAGGGAUUUGCUUCAAACGAGGUGCAUGUGAACAAGAAAGAAGUUCUGGUGGUGGAGUCAGACUUGAGUGAUGAAGAAUGCGAUAAUUUGUUGGGUAAUGAGAAAGAAGAGGGGGAAGAGGUGAAGAAGGUUUCCCCCAAGAGAAGAAGCAUUGGCCUUCGUGUUGCUUUACAGUUUCCAACUAGGAAGUCAUCUGAGAAAAAAGUGCCUGAACAGGCUUUGUCUGAUUUACCUCUAAAGGACAAUGAAUCCCUCACACCUCUUUCAAAAGAAAUAAGCCUCAAGGGAUCGGACAAAGUAGAGGGCUCUGCUUCAGAGUCUGAAGAAGACAUUAAAGAAACACAGGAGGAAAGUUCCAGUGCACUGCUUAAGAGAGCCAUAAAUAUUAAAGAAAAUAAAGCCAUGCUUGCCCAACUGCUGGCAGAACUGAAUUCCAUACCGGACCUGUUCCCAGUGAAAACGCCCGCCUCGACUCCUUCAAAACAGAGGAAAACCCCAAGGAGGACAUUUUCUGAAGGCCAAAUAGCACGUCGAAUGAACCCAACCAGAAAUGCUCGUCCACCAGAAAAAUUUGCCUUGGAAAAAUUUACUGUGUCGGCUGUCAAAUUUGCAGAACACAUCCGUAACUACAGACAACAAAACCUCUUGAAGAGACUCAGUGUGCAGGGGGAUUGUGGAGUGCGCAAAAGAAGGAGAUCAUCUAAAUAUUCGUCUCAUCGUCCGGUAGAAGACAUAACUGAAGAGGACUUGGACAACAUUGCAGUCACUGUUAGAGACAAAAUCUAUGACAAAGUUCUAGGUAGUACUUGCCAUCAGUGUCGACAGAAGACAACCGAUACAAAGACAAUCUGUCGCAACCAGGGCUGUGGAGGAGUAAGGGGGCAGUUCUGUGGACCAUGUCUUCGAAAUCGAUACGGUGAAGAUGUGAAGUCAGCUCUGCUUGAUCCAGCCUGGAUCUGUCCUCCUUGUCGCGGAGUAUGCAACUGCAGCUACUGCCGCCGGCGGGAUGGGCGCUGUGCCACCGGCAUGCUCAUCCACCUGGCCAAGUUCUAUGGCUACAACAAUGUCAAGGAGUACCUGGAAAGUUUACAAAAACAACUGGCAAAUGACAAUUGAGAACACUGAACUCAAGCUGUGCCUGCAACUGGUCAAUAUGUUAACAAUUUGACUUCAGAAGUUUAUUACUAUGUUUUAUAUAAAAUAGAAUUGUAGUGUAUAGCAUAUUCAUUUCUGUAUUGGGAAUUUUUUGAUUGAUAUGGUCUUAUGCAAAAGAUCUCAGGAAAAUAUUUUGGUAGAGAAAUCUACGUGCACAGACCUAUAUGUUAAGUGAAAUGGCACUCUUGAGCUUUGAGUGGUUAAUUUUUAAUAGAGCUUAACAACCACAUGAUGGAGAGCUUGGUCAAAAUGAGCAACAUUUUUAUUUAUAUAAUUGUGCAAGUUUGCAGAGAGGAUGUUUAACAACUACCUUCAAAGCAUCCCGUCUUCAAAGAAACAAAACACCCUUGUCUACCAGCUCAACCAUAAAGAUCCAUUUUUCCAGCUCAGCUUUCUGAACCUGUUCCACCACCUGUAUUUUGUAGAACUUGUCCUUGCAAACAAGGAAAAGGUACUUUCAUGUGAAUGCCAUUAUAUUCCAGCCAAAGCUGAUACAAUCAACUAGUGGGAGGAUUUUUUUUAAAUUCUAUUCCAAAGUGCAAUUAUUCACCAAAACAUGAAAAUUGAAGAGUGUUUAAAAAAAAUAAAUAUCCCAGUAAAAAACAAAACAACAAAACUUCUCACCAGCAGUUUUUGUGUAGUACACCUGCUGCCUGAACCAUCUGCCCAGCUGUUGUAACUGGUCUAUAUCAGAGUUCAGGAUUAAUUUUCCUACUUAUUCUUAGCUAUUUUUUCAUUUGUACAACCAGGCUUUCAAACAACUUCUUUUAAAUGCAAAAUAUUUGUAUUGCAUGUUAAAGUAUGUUAAAAUUUGUGUAAGAUAUACAUUUCAUUUUAUGUAGAGAGAAUAAAGACUGAUCUAAAAAGGAGUAUUUUGUGAUUCAAACUACACCCUGAUGCUGAUGUUUCCCAUUUACUUUCCCAUAGCAGGUGUAAUGGUGCUUGGAGAUCAAUAAUCAUUAUGUGGAGAAACACAUGAGCACAACAUUGACUGAUGAGGAAAUAACAACAUAGACCACAUAAGUGUUACAUUAAGGAUUGUGGUUUUGUGAGACAAAUCUCUUGCUCCAGCUGACUGUGAAAAAUGCUUAUCUCCUUUUACUAUCAGGCAGAUUGAGAAAGCAGCAUGUUUUAUUGAAAGCUUAGUAUGAAACUGCCAGGAGUAAAGCUAUUCCUGCCAGAACCCAUUUACCUGACUUCUUGAUUUUCAGCUUGAAAGUCAAAACAUAAGUUGUCUUCCUGCUUUUUUUUUUUAUAAGCUAGACAUUCAUAGUUUCCCUUUGAUCCAUGGAAUAGCCUUUAAAAAAAUGUCUGGCAUUGCUGAAGUCAGUUCCUGAACCAUGCUUCUGCUCUGGGCCCCACAGGAUGUCCUGUGUGGUGCCUGCAGUAAUAGUAGAAUUCUUUUGAGUAGCACCUGCUUUACCUGAUGUUCUGCACCAGAAUAAUUUGUGUUUAAACAGUUGCUAAAUAGUUAAGGCUACAUUUGAACAUGCAGAUGUAGUGUAGACUUUAGAUUUGGUUGAUUUAGGUUUAGAUUUUGUUGGCCUGCUGUGCAUCAUCUCUGUACAAGUGCAGAUAUUAGUACAUGACAUCUGUCUGGACUGUACUUGCAGGUUCAUCAACAUGCUCUUUUGCUAACCCCAGAGGCUGUAGGGAUAGGAAAUUUUUUGAAUGCAAACACCAACA
Molecule: messenger RNA, 3175 nt
Organism: Poecile atricapillus (Black-capped chickadee)
Lineage: Eukaryota; Metazoa; Chordata; Aves; Passeriformes; Paridae
Gene: CDCA7L
Product: cell division cycle associated 7 like
Exons: 10
Coding region: 41-1450 (469 amino acids)
Biological process (GO): regulation of DNA-templated transcription
Cellular component (GO): nucleus
Source: RefSeq, a predicted model, not a curated record